Messenger RNA from Saccharomycodes ludwigii, 4788 nucleotides. It is a transcript of the gene HIR3, whose product is annotated as Hir3p. Gene Ontology annotation, biological process: chromatin organization. Lineage: Eukaryota; Fungi; Ascomycota; Saccharomycetes; Saccharomycodales; Saccharomycodaceae. The transcript has a single exon. Gene Ontology annotation, molecular function: nucleosome binding. The record is from RefSeq and is a predicted model, not a curated record. Bases 1 to 4788 code for a protein of 1595 amino acids. Gene Ontology annotation, cellular component: HIR complex; nucleus.
AUGUCUUUAUUCAAGGCAUUAAAUUUAGAAGAUGAGGUUGGUACCGGAAAUAAUACAGUCCAAGAACAAGAGGAACAUACUAGAGAACUUCAAGUUGAGCAAGGUUUUAGGAUCUAUGACACUGCUUUAAAUUUCUACAAAGAUAAAGAGUAUCAAAAGGCUAAAGCUACUUUUGAAGAUCUAUUCCAAUUGGAGAUUUUAAAACCAAAUUAUUUUGGUUACUAUUUAUACAAUUCAUCGACAUUAGACAAGUUGAGAUAUCUAUGUUAUAGAAACAGAGGUUUUUUAUACUAUGAGUGUUUAACUGAAAAUUACCAAAACAUGCAAUCGGAAGAUAUUGUAGAAGAUAUCUUAAAAUGCAUCACUGAUCUAUUAGAGGCGUUGCAACAUGGAACUCCAGAUUAUCAAUGUACCGAACUAUUGGUAGAUUUAUUUCAAGCCUUUAAAAGUAAAAAAUUACAACGUUGGAUCCUAGAAACCGAAUUGACAAGGGAUAGCCUCAUAUCAAAUUCAAGAACAUUGUUGCCUCAAUGGAAAAAAUUUAUUACAAAAGAACAGCAAAUCUUAAAAGAGACUAAGGAUGAGGUAUUUUCCGUUUUUUUGGAAAAUCUUUUUCUAAAAAACAAAACCAACAAUAACAUAAACAACACUUCAACUUAUAAAAUUAAUGAAAAUAUAAAUCCAUUGUUGCUAAAAAUCAGCGAAAUGAAAGCACAAGAUGAUAAAAUGAUCAAGGAACUUUCCAUCUACGAAAUUAUUGUUGAAGAAAGUUCAUGGGAUUCACUUUUUAUUGGUUUUAAAGCUUUGACUCCAAAUAAUAAACUACCGAUUAUGCCAACUAAAGUAAAUGAUUCAUACUCUGAAGUUGACGAAUCUAUUGAGUCAGUAAAGAUUUUGGUCAAAAAUAAGAAGCAAAAAACGCCUGAACUUGUAAAAAAGGAGGAUAGCAAAUCUGCUGUAACAAACAAAGAGGAGUAUUCUGUUCAAAACACAAACAAAAGGUCUGCAGAAGAAAGAAUAGUUCAAAGGGUUAGCAAACGAGUUCGUGAACGAAACAACAGUUCUGAGAAAGAAAAUAAUGUGAAUCGUAUAUUUUUGUCAGAAUUUAAUAAAUCAUUGAAAGCUUUGGGCUUUGAUGGUAUUGAGGAGGACCUUUUUUUGUCAGAAAAUGUUCCCUCAACAUCAGAAAUGGCAGUGGCCAUCAAAGAUUUUUACGAUUGUUUAUCAAAUUGGUCGAAUAAAUAUGUGGACAUAUUAAAACAAUCUUCUCCGGAAUACAAUACACAAAAUUCGAAUGAGCUUGAAGAAAUCGUGUGUAUCUUAGGAACAAGUGCUUUUGGUGAUGAAGUUAAUAAUGCGCCAAUGAAUGUGUUACAUGACCAACUUUUAGAUGAAUUUAUUUCUGAAGUAAACCAAUGUCACCCGCACUUUCAGCAGCUAAGAAUAAAGCUACUGUUUACAUUACUAAGCAAACAUGGUUCUGUGUGUCUUGUAACAGACACGCUUUGGUCAGCUGAUAUGUAUGAAUAUGUAGAAUAUUCUGUUGUGCUUUUGGAAGAAGAUUUAUUUGAUCUUAUUGUCGACUGUGACAAUAAAUACUGUUUGUUUGCUGUUUCUAUAAUUGAAAUAUUAGUAAAUUUGUUUUGUAGAAUGACAAAAGAAUUGUUAAAAAAUAGCUAUCCAGACCAAAAGAAAAAUGAACUUGAAGAGAACUUAACUUUUAUUUCGAAUAAGAUUGAGAGAUGGGACAAUUUUUUACGGCAACAUACAAGUAUAUCCCGGUAUCAAUGGGCAAUGUUAUACUUUUGUCAGGCAUUUGAUCAAGCAAACGACAUACAGAUGAUUAAAAGUUUGGAAAGCAUAAAAAAAAAAUUGAAAGCUGAAGAAAUAUCGGCUAAUUGUAAUUAUAGGUACAUACCCAGUUUAACGACCGUUAAUAUUGAAAAUGAGAUAUCUAAAAUAAAUAUUCUCAAGAAAUUUCGCGACCCAGAGAAUCUAAAUCGAGCUGAGAAGUUGAACUCUUUACUAAAGAUUUUGAAUACAACCGGCAACAAAGAAAAUUUGAAUUCUGAGGAAAUAGUUCUUUAUAAUUUUAUUGAGAAAUGUCCGUUUAUUUUUAAGCUUCAAAUAUGGGAUAUCAUAUUCCAUUAUUUAAUAACAAAAGGUAAUGCUAAAGAUGCUGAACACAGUUACUUUAAACUUUUAGCAGAAAUUUUUGGAAAUAUUAAGUCUGAUAGAUACAAAGCUAUGAGUCCAUCACAAAGGCGUACAGUUUUGAUAGUAACAUUAAACAAUCUUGGCAGAUUUACAAAAUACUAUACACAAAUUUUAUUAGACGCACCUUUAGUUGUUUUAGAGUUGGAUACUUGUUGUACGAAUUUGCUAUUUUUGGUUGAAGCUUUCCGUUUCUUCUAUUCUAUUAUUCAUUAUGAAAUGAUGUGCCUCAAAGACUCUAGUAUGCACUCUUUUUUCAAGAAAGCUGAAAAAUCUUCUCAGAUUUUAAAAGAAUUGUUCGCCAACAUUGCAGCCAUUCUAAGUUACUGCUAUUAUCAAUGUUGUAUCUAUAAACAUGUUUCCGAUUUAGAACCUCUAGUCUGCGAAUUUUUUAGCAAUUUUCACCAACUGAUCUAUUCGUUUGGUUUUUGUGAUUCAGGAUUAUUUUUACAGCUCAAUGAGAAAAUUAUAUAUACUUUCCACUCAGAAAUUACAUUCGAUUAUCUUCACCAAGUUUUAUACUGCAGGUACCAUGUCCAUAUUACCAAUUCCGAACAUUCUCAAAUUGAGUUACAUAAUACUAAAAAAUCUGUUAUGUCCAAAAAAAAUGCCUUGGCAUUGGCUCGGUUUAUCGUAAGAUACCAAUAUGGAGACUUGAAUCCAAUGUUUGGCCCAUUAAACAAAGCAAGUUCUAAACAGUCUUUAGACAUGAUUUUGGAGGUUAUUGGACAACCCAAUUAUGAAUCCAACUAUAUCAUAUCCAGAAACAAUUGUUAUUUUAAAAAAUAUUUAGAGAGCCCAAUAACUGUGGAUUUGCUAAGAGCGGCACUUAAUGGAAAAUUAGAUAUUGGUAUAAUAUAUGCUGAGGAUCCAUAUCAAGAUUACAUUAAAUCGAAUGUUUUUUUUGUAUUUGCUGUACAACAGCUCAAUAUAUAUAAAAUAAGAAAGAAAAGCAUGCAAGCUCGACCAUCAGAGUUGGACACAGUUAUCAUGCAUUUAAAAUCAGAUAUAAUUUUUGAUAGCGGAAAAUUUGAAUCAUGGUUUUUAUUGGCAAAGUGUUACAAUUAUAUCGUUGAUGACGAUAUGACAUGGACAUCAGAUAAAUUAAUUGUUUUUGAAAAGAAAAAAAGUAUUUCGAAAUUUCAGAGGUAUUCUAUUUUAUGUUAUAUGAUGGCUAUCAGUUUGUGUCUACAAAAAAUGCCUAAUGCUAUUAUAGGAGCAAAUAAAGAGAAUCUAUUCUUACUCUGUGAAAUGCUAGAAGCCUUGGGUUCUAGUUUAACUAUGGGUUAUUUAAAACCCAUGGAAGGUUUGUGCUUUAAGCGUGAAACUAUGAAAGCAUUAUUUAUGGAUGAAGAAGGUCAUGUAUAUGUGAAUGGGCCAAGUGAAAACCAACUAAUCUCGGAUUACAACAUUAAAAAAGGUAUAAUUCUGUCCUAUGAAAUGGCAAAUAAAACACUUUUGGCAACGCCACAGAUGAAGGGCAAUUUGUUGUGGGAAAUCCCAUACCAUUUUGCCAAAGCAAAUUUCAAAUUUGGUGCUGUAUUUGACGAAUAUAAAGAGCAAUUGUUACGGUCGUGCAGACUAUCUUGGGAUAUUAAGACACAGAAAAAUGAGCACAUAUUAGAACCGCAUUACUUUUUAAUUGUCUGCUGUUACAAGUUGGUUAAGAGAGAGGAAAUAUCAAUAGAAACUGCAUUGGCCUAUUUAUCUGAGGACAAUUUUGUGUUCCAAAAGGGAGAUGAGUUUUGGAAAGGCAAUGAAGAUACAAAAGAAGUUUUUUAUGAAAAGUGUAUUGAGUUAUUACAAGUUAUUAUUCAUUUGGACAAAAAAAAGUGGUAUCAUAGACCAAAAUAUAAAAUUGCUAAAAUUUUAUUCGAAGAUUUAUCUCAGUUGGACAAAGCUUUAACCCAGUUGGAAGAGUUGGUAAACGCAAAGAAUGUGAACAAGAAUUUAGUGACCAUUUGGAAACCAGAUUUCGAAAGGCCUGGUAAACACUUUGUGUAUACGACCGAAUACAUUGUUUUUUACAUUGAACUUUUAUUUUGUAAAAACGAUAUUAAGGGAAUCUCUCAAGUGUUGAAAAAAAUAAAAAAAUUUGGAUCGGGAAUGUUAAACAUGAAUGCAGUUCAAGAAAAGGCAUCAAGGCUAUAUUGUCAAUGUGUUCAAUCUACUUAUCAAAUAAAUGAUAAGGAAUAUGUUGAGCAAUGGUUGCCAACGGUCAAUUUUAAGGUUUUUAAUGUAAUUUCACAAAAAGUUUACGAAGAUUUUGAUAUAAAAAUAUAUGAUGCACAACUAUUAGAAGUCUUUUUAGAAUCUGUAAAUUUAAAAAAGGGGACGAUUAUAUUUGAUGGGAUAUGUAUUGGACUAUAUAUUAAAUAUUUUUAUGGGCUUGUUCUAGUACAAAACCAAGAAUUGGAGGAUUCUAUUUUGCAAGCAAGUGAAACACAACAAUCUGAAGGCCAUGGCAGUAUUGGUAAUCGGAAGAGAGUGAGUAAAAAGGAUAUAUUUGAUAGAAUAAACCCGUUGGUGGUGAAAAUAAAUGAUUUGCUGAAUAAAAAAGGAAGGAUAGAGUGA